Sitodiplosis mosellana (orange wheat blossom midge) is the source of this 3372-nucleotide messenger RNA. RefSeq names its product gelsolin. NCBI's taxonomy places the organism in Eukaryota, Metazoa, Arthropoda, Insecta, Diptera, Cecidomyiidae. The transcript is spliced from 12 exons. Gene Ontology annotation, cellular component: cytoplasm; actin cytoskeleton. The coding region runs from base 405 to 2768 and encodes 787 amino acids. Gene Ontology annotation, molecular function: phosphatidylinositol-4,5-bisphosphate binding; actin filament binding. Gene Ontology annotation, biological process: actin filament severing; barbed-end actin filament capping; actin polymerization or depolymerization. The record is from RefSeq and is a predicted model, not a curated record.
UUAAUCUACAUAACAUUGUAGAUGACCGACAAAUCUCCAGUGAACAUAUUAAUAAUUACGCUGUAUAAUACAGCUAGUUGAGUUGAGACGUUCGUCUAUUUGCUUCCCAUUUCGGCCUUUAAACACAUUUACACAGCACAUAUCAUUUUAGCGCCUUAAUCAACCUAAAUUAAGCACAUAAAUAAAACAUCAACACAACAUCUUAUUGAUCAGUCAGUUUAUUUGAAAUCGUUGCCGUGAAGUGGUCAAACAAUUUUUUUCGCGAACAACUCGCAAAAAUUCAAUUUUUGCCAGUGUUUUUGUUUUUAUUGUAUUGUACAGUGUGUGUAAACACACAAGAUCUAUUGAGUAUCGUUUUUUUUUUUAAAUAUAUAUCGAAAAUUAAAAGAUAAAUCGUAACGAAAAUGGCCGAAGCCGGCGUUUUGCGUGCUUCGCGUGCGUUCCAUAGCGUUCAUCAGACAUUGAGCCGCGCUGCAACGUUGUGCAGUUUGCUAUUGGUACUGUCAUUGACUAGUGUUAGUUUGGCAGCCACAACCGGAGGACGUGCAAGUGCAGUAAUUCCACAGCCCGCUACAAAUAUACAGGGAAAUAAAAAUUCAAGACCAACCGUCAUGCAUUCCGCUUUUACAAAUGCAGGCCGGGCAGCCGGUUUAGAAAUUUGGCGAGUUGAGAAUUUCGAACCGGUUGCGGUUCCCCGAUCUGACCAUGGAAAGUUCUUCACCGGGGACUCGUACAUUGUUUUGAAUACCAAAUCGGAUAGCAAGAAGAAGUUAUCAUGGGAUGUUCAUUUUUGGCUUGGUUUGGAGACGUCCAGAGACGAAGCAGGUGCUGCAGCCAUUUUAACUGUUCAAUUGGAUGAUUUGCUCGGCGGAGCCCCAGUACAAUAUCGCGAAGUUCAAGAGCAUGAAUCGGCCAAAUUUCUGGGCUACUUCCGAAAUAGCAUUCGAUAUGUGGCUGGUGGUGUUGCAAGCGGUUUCAGCCAUGUUACCACAAAUGAUGGUGGACAAAAACGUUUAUUCCAAGUUAAAGGAAAGCGCAACGUUCGCGUUCGUGAAAUUGGUCUUUCGGUGUCGAAUAUGAACAAGGGUGACUGCUUCAUUCUCGAAAACAACCGUGAUAUUUAUGUUUAUGUUGGUCCAAGCUCAAAACGUGUCGAGAAAUUAAAGGCAAUUAGCGCUGCCAACCAGAUCAGAGACCAAGAUCACAACGGCCGUGCCUCGGUGCAUAUUCUCGAUGAAUUCAGCACACUUGAUGACAAAGAAGAUUUCUUCCGUGUUUUGGGCAGUGGAUCGGCUGAUAAGGUGCCAGAAGAUUCAACAGCUGAAGAGGAUGCUGCUUUCGAAACCAGUGAUGCAGCUGCCGUUACUCUGUACAAAGUGACCGACGCUGGUGGCUCAUUGAAAGUGGAGACCAUUUCCACCAAACCCAUUCGCCAAGAAAUGCUCAAGAGCGAGGAUUGUUUCAUUUUGGACACUGGUUCGGCCCUAUACGUAUGGGUUGGCCGUGGUGCUACGCAACAAGAGAAAUCACAAUCGAUUGUACGCGCUCAAAACUUUAUUCAAUCGAAGAAAUACCCCUCCUGGACGCCAGUCCAUCGAAUUGUUGAGAAUGCCGAAACGGCUCCAUUCAAACAGUAUUUCGCGACCUGGCGUGAUAUUGGUAUGCAACAUACUCGUUUGAUCCGUGCUGCCAAAGACAUCGAUUCCGAUUCGGGCAUGGAAGAUGAAAUCGAUCCAAAUGAAAUUCGUGCAUUGAAGAAGAGCGGUGGCCGUGCUCUUGGUUUUAUGCCAGACAAUGGAGAGGGUGACGUUGAAAUUUGGCGUAUUGACAACAGCCAACCAGUUGCAACCAAACCAACUGGAAUUUUGUUUGGCUCAAAAGCAUACGUCUUGAAAUAUCAUUACAAGCAUGGUGGCGAAGAAGGUGUAGUUAUCUACUACUGGCAAGGUAAAAAUGCUUCAAGCAAGGACAAAGCCUCGUCAGCGAUGUACACAUCUCAAUUGGACCGCGAAUUAAAUGACAUAGCGUUGCAAGUACGCGUCGUGCAAGGCUUUGAGCCACGUCACUUUUUGAAAAUAUUCAAGGGAAAAUUGAUUACGUACACACAUGAUGAUGCUGCUGACAAAACGCAUUUGUUCCGUAUUCGCGGAACAUGUGCCGAAGAUGUGCGGGCCGAUGAACGUGAUGCGAUCGCUUCUAGUCUUGCCUCGGACGAUGUGUUCAUUCUGCGAACACCAUCAAACGCAUUCAUUUGGAAUGGUCUCGGCGCUUCGAAAUUCGAAAAAGAAAUGGCUUCUGUUGUCAUUAAUGCUAUUGCUCCAAAUAUUGACGCACAAAUAAUCGAUGAGAACGCCGAACCGGCCGCAUUUUGGGCAGCGCUCAAUGGCAAAGGUGAAUAUGACACCGAAUUGGAUCCACCAGGUGCACCAUUUUUGGAGCCCCGUUUGUUCCACUGCAAAUUGCUUGCGAAUGGCAAAUUGCGCGUUGAAGAAGUGGAUGAUUUUGACCAAGAAGAUUUGGAUGAAGAUGAUGUCAUGAUUAUGGACGGAGGCGAUGAGGUGUACGUGUGGGAGGGCAAAGAUUCAAGCCAUGAAGAGCGUCGCAAAUCGAUUGAAGUGGCUCAUCAAUAUAUUCGUAAUGACCCAUCGGAACGAUCCGAAGAGAGUGCGGUCAUUGUUCGAAUUCGUCAGGGUAAUGAACCACGAAGCUUCAAACGUUUAUUCCCAACUUGGAAUAAUGAUAUGUGGAAGAUUGAAGCAAUGAAAUGACAUACCCGAUCUAAUCAAUUUAACCAACAAAUAUUCCAAUACCUUUACUAAAUGUUGUAACUACCGAUUUUUUUUUAAACCAAGAUUGAGACAAAAUUGGAAUUAAUAAAAGAUUUAGUUUCUAAGAUGAACAUUACUUGAAAGCUUAUUUGUGCUCCGAUAAUAUCCAUUAAUAUACUGAGUCUUUUUUUCAAUGAAAGAAAUUAAUAAUAAAUAUUUAAGCAAAUACUUCACACAUAUUGUAAAUGCACAUGAAAAUUCCAUUAACAUUCCGUUCUAACAAAUUAUUGCAAUUAACGUCACGUAUUGGUGUGUGCUAAACAAAAACAAAUGCUGCUUUUAGCGUGUACCGUAAAAAUUGUAUUUUCUUAUUUCUAAUUUGAAAAUGUAUCAAAAUUCCAGUCUCGACCAUCGUACGAGCAGUUGCGAAAUGAAACUCUACAGAAGAACAAACUAAAAUAGAACGACGGAAUGCAAAUUAUUAUCAAAACAAACUUGACAAACAUGACGUAUUAUUUGAUUUGUUAUGGAAAUAUGUUACCAUAUUAUGCACAAAGAGUCAUUGUUAAAAUGAAAUGCCAAAUAAAUGUUUGAUCGAAUAAAA